Zymoseptoria tritici IPO323 is the source of this 1167-nucleotide messenger RNA. RefSeq lists its product as uncharacterized. The transcript is spliced from 2 exons. The record is from RefSeq and is a predicted model, not a curated record. Gene Ontology annotation, biological process: mitochondrial proton-transporting ATP synthase complex assembly. Bases 1 to 1167 code for a protein of 388 amino acids. Gene Ontology annotation, cellular component: mitochondrion. NCBI's taxonomy places the organism in Eukaryota, Fungi, Ascomycota, Dothideomycetes, Mycosphaerellales, Mycosphaerellaceae.
AUGAACCCCUCCGGCCUCCUCUUCCGCCGCACUGCUCCUCGCGUGCAGACUCCCCUUCGCCAAAAACGAUGGGCACAAGUCUCCGACGUCCGCUUCUACGCCAUCAAACCCGAUCCAACCGAACGAUACCGGGAAGCUCUCGAACGCAAAGCCCGGGAGAAGGGCCUGAAAGACGCCAAUGAACUCCGCGAAGCGUACGCGGAUCGCAUCAAGCGACUGCGGAAAGAGUCGAUGGUGCCGGGAUUGAACACAGCGAUAGAAGAGGAGGGCAGCAGCACACCAUCAAAUCCACAACCACAUCGACCGCCACCACAACCUCGAGACGCCGCUUCGAGUAUACCCUACCAGCCACCACCUCCUCCCCAACCACAAGCGACACCAUCAUCGAAACCUCAAAGCUCCUCCUCGAAGUCCUCCUCCGCUCCACCAGUCCGUACCCUCUCCUCCUUCAUCGACGUCGAGAAAUCCUCCUCUCUCCCUCAAAAAGAGCUAGAAACAAUAUGGCGCCUACGACACGUCCGCGACCCGCAAUCCCUCGCCGCUGUUCUUCCCUCAUCGACGUACAAUCGCAUUGCCACCACCGCGAAACAGCAUCCCCAAUUCGUGCUCCCCAUACCCCACCCCGAUCGCGGAGCAGAAAUCCACUUCCUUCAAUGGACUUUCCCAUCCCCGACGACAGCAACGGUACUGUUCACGCACUUGGCGGAGUUCAAGUUGAGAGGAGAGUUCGCGCAACCGCAUACGACUGUGACGUAUCAUGUUGAUUUCGCGGAGGAGAAGGGAUUGGUUUUGAUGGAAGGACGGGUGCAGGAGGGGAAGGGAGUGAGUGUGGAGGAAGGGAGAUUUUUGGUAAUGGGGUUGCAGAAAUUCUAUGGGUGGGAAGGGAAAGGCGAGGGCAAGAGGAGGAGGUUGAUGGAGCAGUUCAGUGGAGGAGACGAGGGGUUUAGAGUGGAGGAAUUAUUGGAGGAGACGGAGAAGGUGCCACGGCAAAUAUCCGUGUACAAAGAAGAACGCCGCCCAUACCACAAGCUAGGAGAGGCACGCUUUCAGCGGAAGCAAACUGCAGCACACUCUCUCGGAGCAAGCGCGAAGACGGUAAGCAGAACGCUCAUGCCUCUGGCCGUGGUCUAUACUGUUCCACCAUCCCAUUUGCCUGCAGCGUUUUGA